Molecule: messenger RNA, 1017 nt
Organism: Paramecium sonneborni
Lineage: Eukaryota; Ciliophora; Oligohymenophorea; Peniculida; Parameciidae
Source: the annotation of a GenBank genome assembly
AUUUAACUUACUUGACUUCUAAAAAUGUAAGCUGCUUUUAAUCAGGUUGGAAAUUUAGGAUAAGCUGUGCUUGUAUAGAUGAAUGAAUAAGCAUAAAACUUAAUUGAAGCCAUGUCUAGUAGUUGUUUAGAUAUUUUGGGUUAACAGGAUGGUAUCUUUAUAAAACAAAAGUUUGAAUUGUUUGAAGCCCUUACAGGUAUGAUUUCUUAGUCAUUCUUAGGUUUUGAAACACCAAAUGUAUAUAAGGUAUAUCCUGCAAACGAUUAAGGUAAGAAAAAAAAGCAGAAGGCUUUAUUUAAAUGCAAAGAAAAGUCAUCAACAUGUGCUAGAAUUUGUCUUCCGUAAGUUAUUAUAUUUAUAAGUGAAUUUUAGAGGUAAUGCUAGACCUUUUGAGAUGAAAAUCAGUAAUUAUGGAUGCAAAGACUUCUAACCUGCUAUGGCAAAAAUGUUUAUGAAAGACGAUAAGAGAAUAGUUUUUAAGUUCAAGAGAGAAUAUUAAUGCACAUGUUUGUGUUUCAACAGGUAUCAAUUAUAUAAAAUUAUAAAAUAGACCUCGACUUGAAGUUUUGUAUGUAGAGAAUGAUUAAAAUAAGAAACUAGGUACAAUUGUUAACCCUUGGUAUUUCUGUAAUAUUGGUUGUCAUGUUCUCGACAUAAAUGAUAAUCUAAGAUAUAUAGUAGAAGCUAGUUGUUGUUAGACAUAUUUCUGGUGUAGAUGUCCAUGUAAUUCAUGUAACAAAGUUGAGUUUGUAAUUAAAAUUCCAAAUGGUGAAGUAAGAAUUGAUCAUUUAAUUUUUUAUAGGUUGUAGCUCAUUUAAUGAAAAAAGGAAAAGAUUGUUGUAAGAAUAUGAUUGGAGAUGCUGACAAUUUCAGUUUAAUAUUCCCUAAAGGAGCUACAAAGGAAGACAAAGCAUUGCUCCUUGCUGUAACUCUAAUGAUGGACUACAUGUACUUUGAAGAUAAAUAGGGGGCUGAAGCUUCUGUUGGACCAGCUUGAGUUAUCAUUAUACAUUGAAC